Messenger RNA from Hypoxylon fragiforme, 838 nucleotides. Its product is annotated as ARP2/3 complex 21 kDa subunit. Gene Ontology annotation, cellular component: Arp2/3 protein complex; cytoskeleton. Gene Ontology annotation, biological process: Arp2/3 complex-mediated actin nucleation; regulation of actin filament polymerization. NCBI's taxonomy places the organism in Eukaryota, Fungi, Ascomycota, Sordariomycetes, Xylariales, Hypoxylaceae. The coding region runs from base 134 to 715 and encodes 193 amino acids. The transcript has 3 exons. The record is from RefSeq and is a predicted model, not a curated record. Gene Ontology annotation, molecular function: actin filament binding.
CACACCAUACAUAGUACUAGGUACUCCUUCUCAAAUCCCAACAUUGAAGAUACCGAGAGCUCCUCUCUCAAGACAUCCUUUUUCAGCAUAAUCGAGCUACUUACCUUACCUCGCGACGCCUACCUCAUACAAGAUGCCGGCCUACAAUUCCAUGUUUAAUAACGAUCCUAACAUCCCACGCCUCGUUGGUAACCUCCCGCUUCUACCCCUCCGCACGAAAACCCGUGGUCCAGCAUACGUGCUCCCACAGUCGAAUCCGCCACUCCCUGCGAAUGAAAGCCCAGACCCGGACUCGGAAUCGUACGACAUUCUAGACGAAGUGAUCUCACUUUUCCGCGCCAAUACAUUCUUCCGCAAUUUCGAGAUUCAGGGCCCGGCCGACCGCCUCUUAAUCUACGGCAUCCUGUUUGUGAGCGAGUGUCUCGGCAAGAUCCGCCCUCAGCACUCUUUAAGAGAUGCUACAAAGGAGGUUCUGAACACCGCCCUCGAUCUCAACUUUGCUAUUCCGGGAGACCCUGGAUUCCCCUUGAAUCAGAUAUACGAACCUCCUCGAGACAGGCAAGAUGCCGAGCAAUUACGGCAGUAUUUGUCUCAGGUACGGCAGGAACUGGCCGCGCGGUUACUAGCGAGAGUUUACGAUGAGGAAGGAGAUGGAAAGCCGAGCAAGUGGUGGCUGAGUUUCACAAAGAGAAAGUUCAUGGGAAAGGCAUUGUAACUGAGAUGAUACAUUGGCCAGUAGAUAUACAGGAUUUUGGGGUGGAGAUCCCGAAGAUGCUGAGAAAACAGAACGGCUAAGAAGGUUUAUGCAGAGUGCGUUGUAAUGCAUAAAAUCCGAAUG